Messenger RNA from Penicillium malachiteum, 12168 nucleotides. It is a transcript of the gene tom1, whose product is annotated as E3 ubiquitin-protein ligase TOM1. Gene Ontology annotation, biological process: positive regulation of protein catabolic process; proteasome-mediated ubiquitin-dependent protein catabolic process; protein polyubiquitination. The transcript is spliced from 6 exons. Gene Ontology annotation, molecular function: ubiquitin-protein transferase activity. The record is from RefSeq and is a predicted model, not a curated record. Lineage: Eukaryota; Fungi; Ascomycota; Eurotiomycetes; Eurotiales; Aspergillaceae. The coding region runs from base 1 to 12168 and encodes 4055 amino acids.
AUGGGGAGAAUUAAGAAGGUGGCUAGCCAAAAGCAUGAGGCUACAAUUUCACCAUUUUUGGCGAAAUUCAUCGCCAAUGCCACAAGCCUUCCUAUUCCAGAGCUUCCUUCCCUUUUCAGCACAUUCCCGAGGUUAUGGCCAUUUCCUCGAGGCGAUCUUUAUCACUGGAUUAACGUCUUGGAUCGGUUCGAUGAGAUCUUGGCUUCCGUCAUCGAGAAAUAUUUCCUGAACACCGGUCCCCAAACACAAUCAUUCAGAAAAAGCGUUUUGGAAGAGUCGUAUGCGGUUAAACCGCCAGCAGAGGGCAUUGAUGCCAAACUGGAUACCCUGGGAUAUGGGUCUGAAGGUGAUCGGGAGCUAGUGGAGGCUAUCUUGGAAUUUUCCCGUCUGUUACUCGAGAAAUGUGGAAAUCGCAGUCUUUAUAGCAGCAGUGAACGUCUGGGAGACCUCUUGAACACUACUUCUUUGACUCUUCUCCAGUCAACUUUGCGCCUGUCUCUCUGCCUAGCUCAACGAUAUCACUCGCGCCAACGCGGCUCUCACCAGCAGAGUAUGCUGGCUACUCAUUACAACAUCGAUUUAGAGAAACUCCAGAAAAUUGCCGCUCCCUUCCCUCGUCCAUUCGUUGCCAGUAAAAAUUCAUUUGCUGCAUCCUCCGCCGUCCAGGCCAAGGGCAAAGAGAAGACGGUCCAGACCAAGCUCAAUGCCAAUGAAUUAACUUCGUUGGUACAAGAUGGGCAAGGUUUUGAAGAAUGGGCUAGUGUCCGGGUUCUCUAUUACCCGUCUGGCUCCUCUGAACAGACGCGGACAACCUCGGAUUUUGGACAAGGCGAUAGUAAUGUUGCUCAUGCGCCAACAACACCUACACCUCUUCGUCGUAGUGCAACUCAUCCCACCCCACGUUUCACUCAGGGCUCAAGCGUGGAUGACUCCCCUGCUACAAAUCCAAACACAAACACAACCACAACCACAACCCCUGGCGGCAAGGGAGAUGAGGCAUCACGAGGUGGUAAAAUCCUGGACUUGCCACACUCUAAACUUGCAUCUGCCAAACCAGAGGAUAUUCUUGCAACUAACAUGCCCCAUCUCCCCAUUGAGUCAAAGUAUGAAUUGCUUCACAAAGUCCGCGUUGCGCAGGCUUUGGCUGGAUCCGUGGAAACUCGUGAGCAGAUUCUUGCGAUUCGUAUCCUUGCUGUCACCAAUCUUGCCUACGUCCAAGCUGAGUCGACAUUCCAACAGAAGGUUCUUCAGUAUGACUUGGAGCAGUCGAAGCGCCUUCAAUUGACAUUCCAGCUGGCUGAGUUGGUGCAUUUGGGUGCGAGUGGAGAUCUUAACGUCUCGCGAAGCCUGCAGACUUUGGCACUUCAGGCACUUGAUGCUUUGGCUAAACAUAAAGCCCGUGCGGUUGAUGUUUGCGCAGCUUUGAGUGUCAAUGUCAACCACGGUGUUUUGAUGUUCCUGACCCGCAAGGUUGUCAACGAGUUGGGUACUGAGGAUGACGAGGGCGAUGAUUCUAGAAAUGAUGAAUGGCGAGAUGCGCUGCUUGCCCUCCUUCGCACCCUCCCAAGUUCAAGUUCGCGUACCCCGGAAACACUCGUCGCAGCUGGUCUUAUUCCUAUGUUCGUUGAUGUCCUCAAUCUUCGUACAGCGAAGGUUCGCCGUGUCUACUCUCGCAUCAUGGAGUUCCUUGAUACCUUUGUUCACGCUGUCCGAGAUGCUCUGGGUACUCUAACUACAUCUAAGGGAUUUGAUGCGAUCUCUGCUCUAAUCGACCACGAGACUAAGACUGCCUUCGAGCACGUCUCACGUGGAGACGGUUUCCCUUCUCAAUUUAAGAACCCGUCAAUCGAUUACCAGAUCCCUUAUUUCCAGCAGCAAGCUCUACGGUGGUUGUUCCGAUUUGUGAACCAUAUCAUGCAGCACAAUGGCGGAGGCUUCGACCGAGUUCUGAGAAAUUUGAUUGACUCUCCCCAGCUUCUUACCUCUCUACGCCUGGUGUUUGAGAACUCACAGAUCUUUGGCUCGCACGUUUGGAGCAAUGCUGUCAACAUUUUGAGUAGUUUCAUCCACAAUGAGCCUACCAGCUACGCUGUUAUUGCCGAAGCUGGUCUCAGUCGAAGUCUUCUCUCUGCUGUGAUGGGCCGCGAGCUCAAGGUGAAGGAGAAGCCCCCUGCGGUGGAACCAGAAGAUGCUCCUGAAACUGCUGCUGAAGGUGAGUCUUCGGGUGAAGUGCCUCCUCUUGAGCCUAUUUCUCCCACCGAAAGCAAGGAGACUCGUGAGUACAUCAUGGCUCGUCAGCCUGACACACCACUCGCACCGGGCAUCAUUGCUGCCGCUGAUGCUCUUGCUUGCAUUCCAUCUGCCUUCGGCGCUAUCUGCUUGAACGCGUCUGGUCUAGAUCUCUUCCAAUCUUCUGAUGCUCUUGAGAGUUUCUUUGAGAUAUUCGAGAAUCCGGAGCAUGUCAAAUGUCUCAAGGAUGAUCCUAAUCUAGUCCGCUCCUUGGGUACGGCAUUCGAUGAACUUGUACGACACCACCCAGCUCUCAAGGCAUCCAUCAUGUCUGCUGUAAUUGUUAUGACUGCCCGUGUCAAUCUUCUCGCUAAAACCAAGGCGUGGAAAUCUGGUCUCGGCGCUAAGCUAUGGACGGAGGACUCUGAUAACAAGGUCAUUCUAUCAGGACCUGUUGCUGACCUGUUCCGCGAUAUUGGUGUUGCUUCUGAUGCCUCGAUGGAGCUGCCAUCGACCAUUGGUGUUCCUGAGCUCAAUGCCCAUACUCUCCCCAACGGUGGAAAGUUGCUUGUUGGUGAUGUGAGCCAGCUUCUCCCGUCACCCCAGGAGGACUUUGAGCCCAAGGAUCAAGAUGAGCAUGGCCUUAAGGUGGCUGAUUACCUUUUCCCCGCUAUUCGAUUCCUUGGUGCUUUCUUUGAGAACCAGCCCAACUGCACAUCAUUCAUUCAGGCCGGUGGUGCGGAGUUCAUCUUGGAUUAUGCUACGCUUCAGAGUCUGCCUUACGGCUUCCAUGGCACUGACCCUAAUCAAGAACUCACCGUACUUGUCCACAUGCUUGCUGAGACUAAGCCGCACCUAGUGAUUCCGUCGAUACUUGAGCGCGCACAGUCGGCAGUAGACACUCUUACUCCCUUCUGGAAUGACCCCAAAGAUUCCGGGUUCUUCACCUCAUUUACCCGGCCCCGCGAAUCCAAGGCGCCCGUUUCUGAACCUACCGAGGCUCUAUCUAAUGGAACAUUUUUUGUGAAGAACUUGAACGCGGCACUCGUUCUUACAGACAUGCUCCGUGAGAUUUUCGCUAUGCCUCUUUACCAAAGUCGAUCUGUGCAGCAAGUCUCUGCCUUUGGACAGGUCAACCUCGCUGACCGUUACUGCAACCUGAUCACUGGUCUUGGUAAUCUCCAAGCCGCCUGUGUUUGGGAGGCAAUUGUCAAUGAGAAGCUCAACCCGGAUCUCUGGACACAAGGCAAGAAGCCACUUGCCGGUAAACCUGACGCCGGUAAAUCUGCCGUUCCGGCAACUGGACCCGCUCAAGGUGCUGGAGAUUCAAGUACUUCUCGUCCUCCACAGGAAGGUGCCUCUAGUGCACCCGAGGGUUCAAAGACGCCAGCUGCGCAAGAGUCGGAAGGUGCUGACAAGAAGGUUGACGAAGAAAGCUCUGCUUUCAAGAAUGUCCAGACUCUUCGAUACCUCUUGGGCGCGGUGCCACUGACAAUUACUGGCUUUAUGCACAAUCUUGGUCUCGGUCUUAUUGGCAAGCGUCGUGGCGAUCCUUAUCAGAAAGGAAAGCAAAAUGCUAACAUGGUUGCUGAGGCUAUCGCUGAUUCUGUUCUCCGUGCUUUGCAGCUGAGUGCUCCUAACUCAAGCGCUAGCUCUCAAUAUCGAUUCCCCUACGUGAUCGUGAUCUUAUCUCAAUUUUCACACCUUCUUUACGAAGCAGCUGGUGACCGGCCGCAGCCAAAUUAUUUGACUCUUGUUCUUGUUGCAUUCAAGCGGAACAAGGGUCUCCAGGCGUUGAAGGAUCUGUGUGAGGUUUUCAUGGAGGAAGUCAACACCCUGAAGCCUUUGGACCGUGGUACGGAAACCGAUAAGGAAGUAUCCGAACAGCUUACGGCCGCCUACGGUGGAAUCAAGAUAAUCCUUGCCAUUUUCACCGAACUUGCUGCCGGAAAAAGCAUUGUGGAGUCAACCCAGACACAAGCAAUGACCAGUAAUCAUGAUCGCGAUCGUGGCCGUCCUGAUUACUUCCAGCCUGGUCAAUUCCAGGUUGAUCUUCGCAUGGAAAUCUUGCCCAUGGCUCAAGCAAUGUGGAAUUCCGACUUUGCAACUCAAUCUCAAAGCAUGAUUGUUAAAUUCCUGGUCGAUAUCCUUCGCUCGUCAAUGGAUGGAGAAUAUGAGACUGGCGCUGCUUCCAAGUCCGAUACUCCUCCUGCCUUGACCGAAGUACCGCGCAAGCCCUUCGUUGUCAACAAAGACCGCGAGGCAGCCUUGAAAGAAAAGGGAUUUGAAGAUCCCGAUUUGAACAAAGAGGCUCUCUAUCGCUGCAACAAUGUCUUGACUGCAGCGGAAGAAUACUGCAAAGCUCAGAAAUGGCUUCGCGCUCCUCCUCGCCUGCCUCCUCGCCCCACUGAUAUUCAGACUGGAUCAUCUGAGAACGCCUCUGGCGGCGAGGGCCUUGAAGAUACUGUUCCUGACGAUGCCAGUGCUUUCCCUCGUGGUUUCCUGGAGGCGCCUGCUCUGGCCAUGCUGCUUGCUCAAGCAACUGGAAGUUCCGCUGAUGACCCUAUGCGUUCUGCUAUCGAAGGCAAUGAGGACAUGGAUCCUACCAUGCGCGAUGGAUUGGCACGCGCACUCAAUAAUGUUAUCCAUCCUGAUACCCAAGAGAUUGACAUUGCUGAGCGAGGCAUUGAACGGGGCGAGUCAACACACCAACAAGGCCGCCCACAUUCUGGCCAGGGCCCCACCGAGUCUGCCAAUCAGACCCAAGAGCCUACGCGCCGUCGCCAGCUUGUCACUGUCGAGGAUCUUGAUGCUGAACGCGAGAAGGUUCGAUCUAAUCUAAUUGAGCGUUGUUUGGAUGUUCUUAAUGUUCAUCACGAUGUGUCCUUCGAGCUGGCGGAUCUCAUAUCGUCUGCGAUUAAGAAGCAUCGCGAACCGGAAAGCUUUCGCCGUGACAUCGGUGAGACUCUUGUUCAGUCACUGGUUUCAUUGCAGAUGGAGAACUUCCAAACAGCUGGAAAGAAGGUUGCCGCCUAUGCGCAUAUCCUUGCACUGGUUCUUCAAGAUCGAGACAUGUACAGUGCCACCUUGGAGGAGCUUAAGGACUGCUUUCCUACAUUCCUUGGAUUCAUCAAACUCCAUCCCCAGGAGAAGUCUGCUGAUGAGUCUUUCCCUUGGAUCGGCCAUGUGCUACUGACCCUAGAGAAGCUGCUAUCGGAUGAUUGCCAGCCUCCUCUAAUCACCUGGACUCCUCCAAAUCCAGAUGAGUAUAAGAAGUCCCAGAAUGAUCAAAUUGCGCGACUUGAAGAGCCUCUCAUCUCUCUCGAUGAGAAGACCCAGCUUUUCGAGGCCCUGGUUGACAUUCUUCCGCGCGUGGGCAAGGAUGAUACCUUGGCGCUUUCGAUCUGCCGUGUUCUAGUCAUUCUGACUCGUCAGCGCAGCAUUGCGGCUCGAUUUGGCGAGAAGCGCAACUUGCAGCGCCUCUUUGUCAUGGUCAAGCAGCUGGGCAGCUCUACAAAUGAGAAACUCCAAAGCUCAUUCAUGUUGAUUUUGCGCCAUAUCGUCGAGGAUGAAGCUACAAUCCGCCAAAUCAUGCGCAGCGAGAUUGUAUCCAACUUCACGAACAAAUCAACUCGUCAAAUUGACACUACUGGCUAUGUCCGCCAAAUGUAUCAUCUUGUGCUUCGUGCGCCCGAGAUUUUCGUGGAGGUGACCAACGAGAAGUUGAAGCUUGCGCGAUACGAAUCUCACCAGCGCCCACAAGCUCUUGUCUUGAAGGUUGAUCCGAAACUCAAUGAUCGCACGAAACAAGACAAAGAUAGUGGCGAGGGCAGCAGCAAGAAUGACACCUCUGCAGGCGAGCCAUCUACCUCCGAUGACAAGGACAAGAACCACGGCAAGACCUCAGAGCUAAAAGCGCCUGUGGUUGAGAAUCCGGAUGGUGUUAUUCACUAUCUCUUGUCAGAACUGCUCUCAUACAAAGACGUUGAUGAUAAGGAGGCCGCGGCUGAGCCAUCUGAGCAGCCUUCUGCUGAUCAGCCUGAGGCCCAAUCUCAAACUGAUGUUGACAUGUCUAUUGAUGAGCCAACCCCCUCGGUGUCAAGCGCUGCGGAUACCCAGCAGGCUAACAACAACCGCGUAUCUACCAAGAAGGGCGAGAAACCGCUGUUCAAUGCUGAGGAUCAUCCAAUUUACAUCUACCGAUGCUUCUUGCUUCAAUGCCUUACUGAACUUCUGUCAUCCUACAACCGUACCAAGGUUGAGUUUAUCAACUUCUCUCGCAAAGCUGACCCUCUGGUCAUGACACCUUCCAAGCCACGCUCUGGCAUUCUGAACUACUUGCUAAAUGUGCUUGUUCCUCUUGGCACUAUGGAGCACGACGAGUCGUUGGCAUUCAAAAAACGCAGUAUUACUUCAACGUGGACUAUGCAGGUUCUUGUUGCUCUAUGUACCAAGACUGGCGAGCACGGUAGCCCCGGCAGACGUCGCAAUGAACAAGCGCCCCUGGAAGAGGAUGAGCCGGAACUUGCCUUCGUUCGCAGAUUUGUGCUUGAACAUGCGAUCCGAUCUUACAAGGACGCCAAUGCUUCUACUGAGUCCUUGGAUAUCAAAUACUCCAAGCUGAUGUGUCUUGCUGAUCUUUUCGACAAGAUGCUGAGUGGAUACUCCUACUCUCAGGAUGCGGGCUUCCCAUCUUCAACAAGACAGUUGGCCAAGACCAUGUUCGAAAAACACUUCAUUCCUGCGUUGACUGCUUCCGUUGCCGACGUUGACCUCAAUUUCCCAUCAUCUAAGCGUGUUAUCAAGUACAUCCUCCGUCCUCUUAACAAGCUGACCCAGACCGCAGUGAUGCUCUGCGAUAACAAUGAUAUCCCCAAUCUGGGCGAAGCUGAUGAUGAUGAUAUUUCUUCUGCAACCUCAGUCUCUGACAUGGAGGAUGACCGUGAGGAGACUCCCGAUCUCUUCCGCCACUCUACACUGGGUAUGCUGGAGCCUCGCCACGACGAGGAAGAAUCUAGCACCGAAGAGUCAGAGGGUGAGGAUGAUGACAUGUAUGAAGAUGAAUACGAUGAGGAAAUGGACUAUGAUGAAGAAAUCAUCGAGGAUGAUGGUGAAGUUGUCAGCGAUGACGAUGAAGAAGGCAUGGGUCCUGUUGAAGGUCUUUCAGGAGAUGCUGUGGAGGUUAUCAUCGAUGAUGAUGACGAUGAGGACGAUGAAGGAGAUGAUGAAGAUGAUGAUGACGAGGAUGAUCAUUCGGAAAUGGAUGAAGAUGAUAUGUUCGCUGAUGAAAUCACUGGCGAUCACGACAAUGAGAGUCUUGGAGAAGGAGAAGACGAUCAAUGGGAGAGUGAAGACAUUACAGAGGAUGAAGAGGAAGCUGAAAUGAUGAAUCAGUUCGAGGAAGAGCUGGCUGACAUUCGUCAAUCCAACACCCAAGCGGCUCCUCAUCGCAUCGAUGAUAUUUUCCGUGUUCUCAAUGAUGCUGCUGCUGCUGCUGACGAUGAUAUGCAUGAAGAUCCCCUUGUAGGCGAUUUGCAUGGAGACCUCAUGGAUGACGAAGGAGAGGACGAUGAGGAGAUGGACGAGAUGGACGAUGAAAUGGAUGACUACGAUGACUACGACUAUGAUAUGGAUCAUGGCUCCGAGGGAGAAAUGGACGAUGACGACAUGAUCGAGCCUUGGGGCUGGGAGGGCGAUGAAGCCCCUCUACCCCGACCCCAUCAUCACCAUCGUUUCCGUGGUGGAGUCCCACCAGCUUGGGCUACUGUGACUGAAAUUAUGCCUGGUCGACACGGUGGUCUCUUGCCUGUCCAGCCUUACCCUCGUGUUCACCGCACUCAUGGCCAACCCCGUGGUAAUGACGACGGUACUAACCCUCUGCUAAUGCGCAAUGAUGCUGGCGGCGAUUCCUCUGCCCAGCGUCUCGCCCCCAACCCUAACGAUCCAUUUAGUGCCGCUGAUUGGGGUCAAGUUGAAGGCGGUGGCCGAAUGAUCCCAAUGGACAGUCCUGUCACCUUCAUGAAUGCUAUCAUGCAAGCCAUUGGAGGACAAAGUACUCCUGGCUUCGGCGUUGUUACUCGCCCCGAUGGCAUUCAUGUUCAUGUCGAUCGCCGCGCAAUGAUACCUCACCGUCUUCAGGAUAUGUUUGGUACUCUUGCUCGUGCCGCUCAGCCCUCAGCUCGUAGUCGUGACGAUCCUCACAAUGCCGUCAAGUUUUCUUUAUCGACCACCCGCAAUCGCUGGCAAGAAGAAGCCCGAAUCAUGUUCAGCGGCGCGUAUGUGGAGCGGACACAACGCAUUGUCAAUAGUCUGCUGAAGGUCCUGGUUCCACCUGCCAUGGAAGAGGCAAAGCAACGCCAGAAGCAGGCGGAGGAGGAGCGAGAGCGCUACCGUGAGGAACAGGCGGAGAAAGAACGCCUAGCACGUGUCGCCAGAGAGGAGGAGGAACGAGAGCGUCAACGCGAAGAAGCAGAAGAAAAUGCUAGAAUCCAAGCCGAAAGAGAACAGCAAGAAGCUGAGCGCCAUGCGGCCGGCAUCGAUGAUGAGCCUAUGGAGGAUGUCCAAGAAACUGGAGAACCUACUACUGCUCCUGUCAAUGAAGCUCCUAUUCCCUCGUCUAAUGAUAACCAAGACCAGCCGCGCGUUUACUACAAUAUUCGAGGCCGCCAGCUUGAUAUCACUUCGCUGGAGAUCGACCCUGAAUACUUGGAGGCUCUGCCGGAAGAACUCCGAGAGGAAGUUAUCCUACAGCAGGCUGUCGACCAGCGAUCCCAAGCUGCCGCUGCAGGCGAAGAACCAACAGACAUCAGCGAAGAAUUCCUCGAGGCUUUGCCCGCUGAAAUCCGUGAAGAACUAUUGCAACAGGAGGCUGCUGACCGGCGUCGACGUGAGCGAGAAAUUGCCCGUCGCCAGGCCGCUACUACUGGUGCUCCCCCUCGCGCGGAGGAUAUGGAUGCUGCUAGUUUCCUUGCAACACUUGAUCCUUCUUUGCGUCAAGCUGUUCUCGCUGAUCAGCCUGAGGAUGUCCUCGCCACACUGGGUCCCGAAUACCUAACAGAAGCCCGAGCUCUCGGCGGUCGUCGUAUUGCUCAGUUUGAGGAUCUUGUCCCUGGAAUGCAACGCCGCCCGAGAAUCGAACAGCCUGAAGAUCAAGAAGAGCCUAAGAAGUCUCAGCGACGCCAAAUGGUCCAAAUGCUUGACAAAGCUGGUGUUGCCACUCUCUUGCGGUUGAUGUUCAUGCCUCUGCAAGGUAAUUCACGCCACCAGUUGAAUGACAUUCUCCACAACGUCUGUGAGAAUCGCCAGAACCGCGGCGAGGUCAUCAGUCUUCUUCUUUCCGUGCUACAAGAUGGCAGUGUUGAUUCUUCUGCUAUCGAGCGCAGCUUUUCUCACUUGUCGCUCCGCGCAAAGGCUCCCAAUACACAAAAGACUCCACAGUCUGCCAAGCGCAAUAUUUCCCUUCAAGCGGCUUCCAGCAUUAGCAAUGAUGUGACCCCAAUCAUGGUCGUACAACAAUGUCUCGGAACAUUGUCUUAUCUCUCCCAGUUCAACCCCCACAUUGCUUGGUUCUUCUUGACCGAGCAUGACUCCGCAUCCUCUCUCAAGAUGAAGGCAUUGCGCAAGGGCAAGGGCAAGGAAAACCGUGCGAACAAGUUCGCUUUGAAUGCCCUGCUUUCCCUCUUGGACAGGAAGUUGAUCAUGGACAGCCCUAACUGUAUGGAGCAAUUGUCUAGUCUUCUGAGCAGUAUCACCCAGCCUCUUACGGUUCUGCUUCGCCGUGAAAAGGAGAAGCAAGAAGAGGAGGCCAAGACCAAGGGCAAGAAGAUCGAAGGUGCCUCCGCUGUGGAGCCUGUGACUUCAUCUAUCCUGUCAGAUGAAUCUGGAAUGGAUACAACUAUGACCGACGCUCCCCUGCCUACUGUUGAGACGGCUGAAGAGCAAGACACAGAAGCUGCCGCCGAGGGCGAGGACUCUAACAAGAACCCUGAAUCCACUGACCAGCCUGACGAGGAGAAACGCAAGCGUAAAUCCAUUGAGCCUCCUGUUAUUCCUGAUCACAACUUCCGUCUGGUUGUUCAUAUUCUUGCUGCCCGGGAAUGCAAUGGAAAGACUUUCCGUGACACACUUUCCACUAUCAACAACCUUUCUGCCAUUCCCGGUGCGCGCGAUGUGAUUGGAAACGAACUUGUGGGCCAGGCACAGACUCUGAGCGAUACCAUUCUUGCAGACUUGGAGGAUCUUCUUCCUCAUAUCCACCAAUCCAAGACUGGUACGGAUAUGCAAGGUUUGGCUUUGGCUAAGUUCUCUCCGGCCAGCUCGGACCAGGCGAAGUUACUGCGUAUCCUUACAGCCCUCGACUAUCUCUUUGACCCUGCUCGAGUUGAUAAGGCCAAGGGAACUGAGCCCGAAUCUGCUCCCAAGGAAGAUGUUCUCAAGAGACUCUACGAGAGUGCCACUUUCGGCCCCUUGUGGACCAAGCUGAGCGAAUGCUUGACCCUGAUCCGUCACAAGGAGAACAUGCUGAAUGUUGCUACCAUUCUCCUGCCAUUGAUUGAGGCCCUGAUGGUCGUUUGCAAGAACACUACCCUCAAGGACCAGCCCGUCUCUCGUGGCAGCCGCGAACUUUCAGUCCUCAGCUCUUCGGCCGACCCCGGUCUUAGUGUCGAGAACCUCUUCUUCAAAUUCACUGAGGAACACCGCAAGAUUCUCAAUGAGCUAGUUCGUCAAAAUCCCCGCUUGAUGAGUGGUACAUUCUCUCUACUGGUAAAGAACCCCAAGGUGCUCGAGUUUGAUAACAAGCGCAACUACUUCACUCGUCGUGUGCACUCUCGUGGUGCCGAACCUCGUCACCCUCAUGCCCCUCUUCAACUUUCCGUCCGACGUGACCAGGUCUUCCUUGAUUCAUUCAAGUCAUUGUACUUCAAGAGUGCAGAUGAGCUCAAGUAUGGAAAACUCAACGUGCGUUUCCACGGCGAAGAAGGUGUCGAUGCCGGUGGUGUUACCCGAGAAUGGUUCCAAGUUCUCGCUCGUGGCAUGUUCAACCCCAACUACGCUUUGUUCAUUCCCGUGGCAGCUGACCGCACCACUUUCCACCCUAAUCGUCUCAGUGGUAUCAACUCCGAACACUUGAUGUUCUUCAAGUUUAUUGGCCGCAUCAUUGGUAAGGCCCUCUAUGAGGGUCGCGUCUUGGACUGCCACUUCUCACGUGCUGUCUAUAAGUGCAUCCUUGGCCGCACUGUCUCCAUUAAGGACAUGGAGACGCUUGACCUGGACUACUACAAGUCUCUUCUCUGGAUGUUGGAGAACGAUAUUACCGACAUUAUCACUGAGACCUUUGCCAUUGAGACCGAUGACUUUGGUGAGAAGCAGGUGAUCGACCUGAUCCCUGAUGGCCAAAACAUUCCAGUCACUCAAGAGAACAAGGAGGAGUACAUCCAACGCGUCGUUGAGUACCGUCUAGUUGAGUCCGUCCGUGAACAGCUUGACAACUUCCUGAAAGGCUUCCAUGAAAUUAUUCCACCGGAUCUUAUUUCCAUUUUCAACGAACAAGAACUUGAGCUUCUAAUCUCUGGUCUACCUGAAAUCGACCCCGAUGAGUGGAAGAACAACACUGAGUACCAUAAUUACUCCGCCUCCUCACCACAGAUCCAGUGGUUCUGGCGUGCUGUUCGUUCGUUCGACAAGGAGGAGCGAGCUAAGCUCCUUCAGUUCGUCACCGGUACCUCCAAGGUUCCCCUCAACGGCUUCAAGGAGCUGGAGGGUAUGAACGGUGUGAGCAAGUUCAAUAUCCACCGUGAUUAUGGAAACAAGGAUCGUCUUCCAAGUUCACACACAUGCUUCAACCAGCUUGAUCUUCCUGAAUAUGAGAGUUACGAGGACCUCCGCUUCCGUCUUUACACCGCUAUGACGGCGGGCAGCGAGUACUUCGGAUUCGCUUAA